Molecule: messenger RNA, 801 nt
Organism: Cadophora gregata
Lineage: Eukaryota; Fungi; Ascomycota; Leotiomycetes; Helotiales; Ploettnerulaceae
Exons: 5
Coding region: 1-801 (266 amino acids)
Cellular component (GO): cytosol
Molecular function (GO): oxidoreductase activity
Source: RefSeq, a predicted model, not a curated record
AUGAGCAAGCGCCUCGAGGGGAAGACGAUUGUUAUCACCGGUGCAUCGUCUGGUAUCGGUCGGGCUACAGCUGUGGAGUUUGCGCGGACGGCACCCAAGAAUCUGCGGUUGAUCUUGACGGCGAGGAGGAUCGAUACAUUGAAGGAGGUUAAGGCGGAGAUUGAGAAGGAUGUUGGUGAGGGCGUAAAGGUCUUACCCUUCAAGUUGGAUGUUAGCAAUCCAGAGGAGGUCAAGUCAUUCGUUGGGAACUUGCCGGAAGAGUGGAGGGAGAUUGAUGUCUUGGUGAACAAUGCUGGGUUAGUUAAAGGCGUAGCUAAAGCGCCCGAAAUUUUGGAAGAGGAUAUCAACAUCAUGUUCGCGACAAACGUUACGGGUCUAAUCAAUAUGACACAAGCCAUCCUCCCGAUUUUCAAGAAGAGAGCAGACGGUGGUGCGGGGGAUAUUAUCAAUAUUGGCAGUAUUGCAGGUCGGGAACCAUACCAGGGAGGCAGCAUUUACUGCGCUACCAAGGCAGCUGUUCGCAGUUUUACAGAUAGUUUGAGGAGAGAACUGAUUGCCACGAGAAUAAGGAUCAUUGAGAUUGACCCCGGGCAGGUUGAGACUGAAUUCUCGGUCGUCAGAUUUUAUGGUGAUAAGUCGAAGGCUGAUGCUGUUUACGCUGGGUGCGAACCCCUGACACCAGAGGAUAUCGCCGAGGUGGUCGUGUUCGCUGCUGGACGGAGGGAGAAUGUCGUCCUUGCAGACUCUUUGAUCUUCCCCAACCACCAGGCUGCUGCUACUGUCAUGCACAAGAAGUCGUAG